This is a messenger RNA of Chondrus crispus (carragheen), 1833 nucleotides long. RefSeq lists its product as hypothetical. The transcript has a single exon. The coding region runs from base 1 to 1833 and encodes 610 amino acids. The record is from RefSeq and is a predicted model, not a curated record. Lineage: Eukaryota; Rhodophyta; Florideophyceae; Gigartinales; Gigartinaceae.
AUGAGACGCCCUGGAAAAGAAGACCCUUACGAGAAGAGAAAGUCUCUCAACCUCGAUCGCGAUGCUCCCCGAGAAAGGAGAAGAUCUCCCACGUACGAGCGAAGUGAACCUCGUGAAAGCCGAAGGUCUCCAACUUACGAGCGAGAUGAUCUUCGUGGCAGCCGAACGUCUCCGCCGUACCAGCGAGACAGUCCUCGCGACGGCCGAAGGUCUCCCACGUACGAGCGAGACAGUCCUCGUGAAGGCCGAAGAUCGCCAACUUCUGGCAGAGAUAGUUCUCGUGAGAGCAGAAGAUCUCCUUAUGAGCGUGAGGACUCUCGUGACGUCAUACGGUCUCCAUCUUACGGCACCGAUGAUCCUCGUGAAUUUAGAAGAGAGUCCUCAUAUGAUCGUGAUGAACGCCGCCGCGAUGAUUCUCGUGCGCAGAGAAGCGCCCCUUCGUAUGAGCGAGAUGAUCAUCGGGUGAGCAGAAAUUCGAAGCCCUAUGACAGGUCGAGUUCUCGGAAACAACGAAAGUCUGGCGCUUACGAUCGGGAUGGGAGUCGUUCGCUUCCCGAUAGCGAAAAGAGCGCGCCUGGGGACCGGGAACGCUCACGGCUCGAUCCUAGGAAGGAUCCAUACGGGGAAGACCCUAGAGACAGAAGGGGCUCCUCCCCGCUUGAGCCUGAGAAGGGGAGAGAGAAAAAUCAAGACCGACCAGGAAUCAAUGACAAUGGAAUAAGUGCGCCGGAGAGAACAGGUACUAAGAACGGUCCACAGUCUUCAAGAGAGAGGUCUAUGAUCGACGUGGAUCGCAGAGUACCUGAUUCAUCAAACGUGCAGCAUGAGAUGGGCGGCCGAAGUCCUGCUCCGUCACUGAAGUUCAGGUCACAGGCUGUGCCUGCAAGACAAGAAGAAGCAAGCUAUCGAGACGGCAAGAAACGCCGUUUUGAUUCAGUGAAUGACAACUCACGGGAGGCUGGCUGGACCGCAUCUAAUGGUACAAGGACACAGGACCCGCGUUCCAGCGAGGGCUCGAUCCGGUAUGAGUCUAGUACGGGCAGCUCUCAACGAAGACGGCUUCUGGACAGGAGAGAUUUAGAAUUCAAAGGCCAAGAAAGUCGCAAGGAGCGCUCUGGUGAAGAAUAUCGUCGCAUAGAUGCGGGACCCUCCAGCCGCAUUGACGGGGAUGGGCGCACACCUGACGCCGUUGCUGCCCGCGGCAGCCCCCGGACAUUCAAUCCUGAGGAGCAUCCGAUUGUUUCUCGAGGCUAUCUGAACACGCCGAUGCCAGUUACGGAAUGGCGAGAACUCAGACACUCCGUGUUGAGCGGCACAUCAGAUGUUGACAAAUUAGCUUACAAGAUGAUGCAAGAGCUCGUUCUAUCGCCAGUGCUCGGAAUCAAUGAAACCUUGUUGGCACCGCUUUCUAAAGCAAUGAUGAGUGCUGUGAACAAGCACUACGUUACGCCCCAUGGAAUUUUUGCCAAGCUCAGUGAUUUUCCGACGGGUUUAUUGAGAAUGGAUCCCAAGUACAACUCAGAACUCAAGGCAGACGCGGAUUGGUCUCAAUAUCAGACCCCAGAAUACCUCGCGCUCUGCCAGUUUCGUGACAACUUGGAGUAUACAUUUGACAAUCAUCGACAUCAGACUAAGCCUACAAGUAAUUUACGAAGUGAUGCUCCACCUCGCGGAAGCUUUGGUGCCAGGAAUCAACGAAAGGGACCCGGGGUGCCCUUGGACGGGAUGUCUUCUCCUCGUUAUCAAGAUGCUGUGGCUACUGACCCGCUUUACACAAAACUCAUCCACCACUACACCACUUGCGACAUGCAAAGCCGCUCUGCGAAUAUGUGA